GGGCGCGGCACCUCUAGUCGCAUCGGUUCAGCAGCGGAGCGAGACGCCAUGUCCGGCCGUGGCAAGAGCGGCGGUAAGGCCCGUGCUAAGGCCAAGUCUCGCUCGUCGCGGGCUGGGCUGCAGUUCCCGGUAGGGCGCGUUCACCGACUGCUGCGGCGCGGGCACUACGCGGAACGGGUGGGAGCUGGUGCGCCCGUCUAUCUGGCUGCCGUGCUCGAGUACCUGACCGCUGAGAUCCUGGAGCUCGCGGGCAACGCGGCACGCGACAACAAGAAGACGCGCAUCAUCCCCCGUCACCUGCAGCUAGCGGUGCGCAACGACGAGGAGCUCAACAAGCUGUUGGGCGGCGUUACCAUCGCGCAGGGCGGCGUCCUGCCCAACAUUCAGGCCGUGCUGCUGCCCAAGAAGACCAGCAAGAGGGGCAGUGGGCAGCAGUCGCAGGAGUACUAGGCCGGCCGGCCAUCCCGGCCCAACUCAAAGGCCCUUUUAAGGGCCACCCCAUUGCUCACUGGGAGAGCUGCGAUCCGCGGAGGAGGGAAGGGGACGAGAGGCGUGGCUGGGGGGGAAGGGGGGGAAGCGGCCCGGGAUCAGUCAAAAACUAAGCGUGAGAGCUGCUCCGUAAGGACCCGUUAUUUUAACUCUUACCUACAUCUGGUACAUUCAGUGGACGUUGCCUAGAAAAUAAAACUGCUUUAUUUACGAAACAGGA
Messenger RNA from Haemorhous mexicanus (house finch), 709 nucleotides. RefSeq names its product histone H2A. The record is from RefSeq and is a predicted model, not a curated record. NCBI's taxonomy places the organism in Eukaryota, Metazoa, Chordata, Aves, Passeriformes, Fringillidae. Gene Ontology annotation, cellular component: nucleosome. Gene Ontology annotation, molecular function: protein heterodimerization activity; structural constituent of chromatin; DNA binding. Bases 49 to 450 code for a protein of 133 amino acids. The transcript has a single exon.